GUCACAUCGCGUCACGACCGCGCGCCGCCCGCCCGCCCGCCGCCAUCAUGCUCCGUCGUCUGCCUCGGGGCUUAGGCCGCGGCCCCGGCCCCCGCCCGCCGCCCGCAGUCCGCUCCGCCGUGACGGCUGUGCCGUUGGCCCACAAUGAGGUGGGUGUCCGGGACACGCGGCCACCCCUGGUGCUGCUCCACGGCCUCUUCGGCAACCACGGCAACUUCCAGACAGUGGCCAAGGCGCUGGUGCGGCGCUUUGGUGGCCAGGUGCUGACAAUGGAUGCACGCAACCACGGCAGCAGCCCCCACAGCCCGCUGAUGACGUACGAGGCGAUGAGCUUGGACGUGCAGCACCUCCUGGCCCACCUGGGCAUCCCCAAGUGCAUCCUCGUGGGACAUAGCAUGGGUGGCAAGACGGCCAUGGUGCUGGCCUUGCAGCGGCCAGACUUGGUGGAGCGUCUUAUCUCCGUAGACAUCAGUCCUACGUCAACCACGCUUAUCUCCGAAUUCUCUGCCUACAUCUCUGCUAUGAAGUCAGUGAACAUCCCGGCUGGUCUGUCCCGCUCUGCAGCCCGCCAGCUGGCUGACAGUCAGCUGAGCUCCGUGGUCCAGCACCCUCAGCUGAGACAGUUUCUUCUCACCAACCUGGUGGAGUUGGAGGGCCGCUACAUCUGGAGAGUGAACCUGGAGGCUAUUUCCCAUCACUUGACAGAUAUCAUGAGCUUCCCUGACUUCCACAAGCCAUAUCCUGGCCCUGCGUUGUUUUUGGGAGGAUCCAACUCGCCCUAUAUCAGCUCCAAAGACUACCCGGAGAUCCAACGCCUCUUCCCCAAAGCAGAUGUCCAGUUCAUCGAAGGUGCAGGCCACAUAGUCCAUCAAGACAAGUUUGAGGAGUUCGUCACCGCUGUCCUCAAUUUCUUGCCACCACCGUAGUGCUGGCCACCGGGGUUUCUGCAAGCACCACAUGGGACCUGAGGAGCUCUGGGCAGUGCAAGGAGAGGGUCAGCCCAGAGCAGCUGCCACCUUUGCAGUCAGAGGACAUCUCCCAUCCCCGCUCGCAAGGAGCUAGAGCAGAGAGAUCUCAGUGCCCAGCCCUGCCACCUCCCAGGGACAUGGGGUGGCAGUGGCCCAGGACAUGGCCUGCAUGCACCCGAGUGCUUUGGACACAAGGAGGAGGCAGGAGAGCCCUCUCCUUUUCCUACCACCAUACCAUCUGGUGAUGGAGCUGCCAGUGAUUUGCAGCACUUGCAAUAAACCUGAAUCCAUGCCAAGGCAGAGAA
Numida meleagris (helmeted guineafowl) is the source of this 1273-nucleotide messenger RNA. It is a transcript of the gene ABHD11, whose product is annotated as abhydrolase domain containing 11. The record is from RefSeq and is a predicted model, not a curated record. Bases 48 to 926 code for a protein of 292 amino acids. The transcript is spliced from 6 exons. NCBI's taxonomy places the organism in Eukaryota, Metazoa, Chordata, Aves, Galliformes, Numididae. Gene Ontology annotation, cellular component: mitochondrion.